This is a messenger RNA of Aspergillus candidus, 1338 nucleotides long. RefSeq names its product threonine aldolase GLY1. The transcript has 2 exons. The record is from RefSeq and is a predicted model, not a curated record. Gene Ontology annotation, cellular component: cytosol. Gene Ontology annotation, biological process: glycine biosynthetic process; L-threonine catabolic process. NCBI's taxonomy places the organism in Eukaryota, Fungi, Ascomycota, Eurotiomycetes, Eurotiales, Aspergillaceae. The coding region runs from base 251 to 1303 and encodes 350 amino acids. Gene Ontology annotation, molecular function: L-allo-threonine aldolase activity.
CGCUCUCCCUGCACGCUCCUUCGGUCGGUCUCUCUACACUGGUCGGCUGCGCCAGUUCGAAGUGUGUCUUUGUCGUCUAGAAUCGCCGUCGCAAACAUGUCAACAGCGGGGGCAAGGAAGAGUAACACUUGGCAGGGCGCGGGGGCUGCCGAAUUUGAUCUCCGGAGUGCGUAACAUUCGAAACUCUUCCCUCGAUGAACCUGAGCGAGUUUCAUAGAAUACUGAAUGUGCGGUAUCACCAGGCGACACGAUGACCAAGCCGACCCCGUCCAUGCUUGAAGCCAUCUGUCAGACCACCCUUCUGGACGACGUCUUCAACGAGGACCCCGUCACGCAGGAUCUCCAGGCCUAUGUCGCGGAGCGAACCAACCAUGAGGAUGCCCUGCUGGUGAUGUCCGGGACCAUGGGCAACCAGGUGGCAAUUCGGACCCAUCUCGUGCAGCCCCCUUACUCCGUCCUCUGCGACCAUCGAUCGCAUAUUGUGUGCUACGAGGCGGGCGGCGUGAGCUCGCUCACUGGCGCAAUGGUUCAAUGCGUCGUCCCGAAGAACGGCGUCCACCUCACCCUCGAGGAUAUCCAAGCGCGCGCCGUCCUCGACGAUGACAUUCACCACUGCCCGACGAAGCUGAUCAGCCUGGAAAACACCCUGGACGGCAUGAUCAUGCCGCUGGCGGAGGCGCGUCGGAUCACGGAAUGGGCGCAUGCCAACGACAUCAAGGUCCAUCUGGACGGGGCGCGGCUCUGGGAAGCGGCGGUAUCGGGGGCCGGGAGUCUCCCCGACUACACGAGCCUGUUUGACAGCGUGAGCCUGUGUUUCUCCAAGGGACUCGGCGCCCCGAUCGGCAGUAUCAUUGUCGGGUCUAAGGAGUUUAUCAAAAAGGCGCGGUGGUUCCGCAAGUCCAUUGGGGGUGGGGUCCGGCAAGCGGGUGUGCUCGCAGCCGCCGCCCGAGUGGCCGUCGAGGAGACGUUUGGGCCGGGUCCUAGCGGCGAAGGCGGGAAGCUCGUAGAGACACACGACCGCGCCAAACGGGUCGCCGACAUGUGGACGAGCCGUGGGGGAAAGCUGGCCCAUCCGGUACAGACAAACAUGGUCUGGUUGGAUCUGGAGUCGUCUGGGCUAGGACCCAAUGAUCUUGCCGAAAUUGCCAAGGACCAAGGCCUUCAAUUACUAGGGGGUCGGAUCGUCAUCCACUACCAGGUCUCCGAGGAGGCGAUUGCCCGGCUUGAGCGGGCAUUUGAUACCGCCAUGAGUGGGAAUUAUCACGGUAGCACUGACCAGAGCAAACCUUACGGAACCAAGUAAAUAGACAAAGCCACAUAGUAUGCAAACCCUACCGU